Molecule: messenger RNA, 2249 nt
Organism: Coniophora puteana RWD-64-598 SS2
Lineage: Eukaryota; Fungi; Basidiomycota; Agaricomycetes; Boletales; Coniophoraceae
Exons: 4
Coding region: 405-2153 (582 amino acids)
Molecular function (GO): protein binding
Source: RefSeq, a predicted model, not a curated record
CUUAUCUCGGGGACCUGUUUGUACCUGCAUCACGGACGCUGGCGGUGGCUUGUAUAUCGCCAACACAAGUGUGCCCGACAGUCUUACGCAAAGCAGCUCAUUGCACUUACCUUCCCAGCUCUUACGUACAUUGGACAAACGCCUAAUUCCCCAUGUUGAGGGUCAUCAAAAUCAAGCUGUGCCAUAAAUAACCUAAGCCAAGGCAGCUUGGGCAAUUGAAUCUUGGCGCUCGCGAAGAAGUCUCCGCAUAAGCCGCAAACCUCUGACUCGAAUCAUCCCGAACACUGCUUCUACCCUCUCACUUCGGGGGCACGCAGGAGGUAUCGACAACAUGCAUCGAAUUCAUCUCAUAAUUGCGCAGGGCCACAGUACGGUAUCCAAAGCUUCGAUGGGCAUCCUCGUGCAUGGAAGCGGUGUACAUUCGGUUCAUUGACUGCCAAUUAUUGCUUACUCGGUUCUCUGCUGGAAGGCCAAGAGCUGCUGUACUUCACCCUCCACUCGGUAUCGCCCUUCUCGCGAGCGCUAGCCAAGGCUUGGCGCAAUUUGAGGAUAUAAAGGUUCGUGGUGGGGUGCCCUCGACCAUACCAAUAUUCCGCGCUCGCAGGCCCACACAAACUUCACCAGCCGAAGUUGACGGAGAUUUGAAGCUUCUUGAACAUCUGUAUAAGCUAGUCUGUUUGAACCCGAAUCUCAUGCCUGCUUUACUCCUACCUGUGCACACUGGUAGCCUGACGGAAGGAGCUGCAGGAAAUGCUCGGUUCAGCAGCCAAAGCACAAGUUCAUACUCAUCAUGCUCCCCUUCCACCUCGAAGGCCUUGCGCCAGGAGCAACAAGAAGUCACAGCAUUAGACCACGAGUUAGCCAGCCUUCAAUCCGAGCUCGCCCGCGUACAGGCGCUCAUCCAGAGCCGAACCGCGAACCGCACCAAACUUCUCAGCAGCAUCUCCGAAAAGAAAGCCCUGCUCCGCUCGCGCUCGCCAUCAGAGCUCCACUCCCAAAGCCUGCCCGUCGACCUUCCCAUCGAACUCAUGCACGAGAUCUUCCGCUUCUGCUCCCUCCCCAGCCCCUCCAGCACGCUCUCGCAGCCGCUGACGACCCCGCUGCUCCUCGGCCAGGUCUGCCGCCGCUGGCGCGCGAUUGCGCACUCAAUGUCGGAACUCUGGACCGCGCUGACUGUGUACGACUACGGACACUGGACGCCCGACACGUCCGUCGAGAUGAUGCGCGCGUGGCUUCGGCGCUCGGGGACGAGGCCGAUUAGGGUCCACGUCAAGUCGACGGUGUCGGUGCGAAGCGAGGAGCGGGCCGCCAACUUCGCGGUGCUGCAGCUCCUGCGCGCGCACAUGCACCGCGUGAGGGAGCUCUCCCUCAACGCGAGCUGGAGCUACACCCAGGCUCUCCUGUGCGGCGCUGGCUCCAGCGGCAGCACAGCGCACGCCCUCCCCGCACUGCGCAACCUCUUCGUCGACCUCGACGCGUGCGUCGACGCGCCCGAGGCCGUCCAACAUGCAGUGGAGAUAUCCACGUCGGGCGUAUACGCGCUCCCGAGCCUGACAGGCGUCAUGCUCAUCGGCGUGCCCGACACGCUCGUGUCCGCGCAGCCCGCGUUCGCACACAUCACCGAGCUCAGCCUCGUCCUGCGCGACGUCAACGUCCUCCGCGUUCUCGCGCACUGCACCGCGCUGCGGCGCCUCGAGCUGUACGCGCGCCUCGACCUGCGUCGGCAGCGCAGCACCGUCGACCAGACCGACGUGCUCACGCACGAGAACCUGGGGUGCGUGACGGUGCACUGGGCGGAGGACUCGCCGCACUGGGCGGCAUCGGACCAGCUCGCGGGCUUGCUGAGGCAGCUGACGCUCCCGGCGCUGCAGGCGUUCCAGGUGUGCUUCCCCAGGCUGGGUGAUGAGGGCGAUUUGCGCCAUGGCAAGGGCGGUGUCCGGACGUACGAGACGGACUGGCGAGCGAUGUCGCUGCUCUCCGGGCUGCUCGGGCGCUCGAGCCGACAGCUGAACGAGAUCUUCAUCAAGGGGUUCACGCCAACUGGAAAGUUGGUUGCCGAUGCGACCAGCACGUGCAAGGUUUCUGUGGACCAGGAGACCGACGACGUCAUACCGAGCGUGUUGUUUGAGCUCGCGGAGCGGGAGAGCACGUAGAGAUUGUUGUCUUUAGGGUUUUGCUAUGUUCUUAUGGUUGCUAUUAUACCCUGUAUCGCAAUUUUAUGUCCAUUAAUAAUGCGAAUAAUAUUAAGA